AUGUUAAUAGGGGAUGAACCAAAUAGCAUUAAACCAACAGCAAUUAUAAAGAAAACAAAUUCAACUUUAUAUAAGGAAUUAUUUAUCAAAGAUAUUAGGCUAAACCUAGUAUUGGGUGAUAGUGGUUCGGCUGUGCUUUCAUAUUCACCAGAUUUGCGCGCAGUGAGUUUAAGUGAUAUACUUUCUGGAGGUGAUAAUCAAGUGACAACUGUU
Molecule: messenger RNA, 213 nt
Organism: Racocetra persica
Lineage: Eukaryota; Fungi; Glomeromycota; Glomeromycetes; Diversisporales; Gigasporaceae
Source: the annotation of a GenBank genome assembly